AUGGAGUUUGAAGUAAAUCGUGGAACACAUGAUGGGAAGAAGGAAAUUGAACUGAGACCUGAAUAUGUGCACGGGUACUGUGGAAGCAAAAAUAAUAUUCAGAAAUUUGCCAAUAAAAAAGUCAUGUAUCCGGUUCAUAAUUUGAUAGUGGUGUAUGAUCUGUUUGACAGAGUACAGUCUAUUUUUUCUGAACAUGUUAAUAAGGUGAUCCUGCUCAAGUGUAGAGAAAACACGAGAAGUGUGCUCAGCGCAGAAGAGACCAAAAGUAAUAUAAAAAUAUAUCUGUGGGAUAAGCAGAAUUUUAAAACAUUAGCCAUGAUAAAAAUAAAAAAAAUAAACUUUUUGGAUAUAGAUUAUUUAAACGAUGUACAAAUACUUGUCCUUUGUAAGUAUGCUGACAAAUUAAUAUUAUUCGUUUUUUUUGUGGAACGCUACAAUGAAAAGGGCGUGUCCUUGAAGGGGCAAAAAGCUUAUGUCAUAAAAUCUGUGCGCGAUUUUUACCAAGCCAAGGGGGAAAAUACAAGAAAAAAAGAAAAUGAAGCAGGAAAAUGCAAUGCAGAAAAUGAAGGAGGAAAAUGCAAUGCAGAAAAUGAAGGUGGCAAAUGCAAUGCAGAAAAAAAUGGCCAUGGCCUUGCAAUUCUUGAAAAGCGGAUCAUGGUAAAAUGGCCCAAAUGGGGUGAUAGUACCACCGGUCUGUUCAGAAAAAAGCGCGCAACAAAUAGAACACACAGAAUGUUCGACAUAAAAACAAAAUCUAACAUUCCUGAGAAGAUCUAUUUCAGGAAAAUAAAUGCAGCAAACACUGAAAACUUUGUGAAGGUAGAGGAACUAAAAAAAGGGACACUUUUAUGUUAUCAUAUUGUAUUUAUAAGACCAUUUGGAAAAAUGAAAAAAAGGUUCAAUGAAUUAUUGAAAAAUUUUAAAAUAUUUGUAGAAAUUAACUAUAAUGUGUGCAUAUACAAUCAAGAGUAUGUGUUUGUACAUGUGCUGAGAAAUAAUAUCCUUUACGAAAGGUUGAGAAAUAAUAGGAUAACGAGUUCAAAAUUUUUAAAUGAUGGCACUUUUUCUUGGGUGAAGGAAGGUCUUCCCUUUUUCUCCUUCCUUUCGAUAGACAUAUUUGUGAAUGGCUUACUUUUGCAUUAUCUUGCAAGGGAAGAAAAAAUAAGAAGCAAUAUAUCACUGGUAGAGGUCUCAUCAUGGGGUAAAGCCAAAGUAGAUGCAAUUACUGAUUGGAGCAAAAAUCUCUGUGAAACCAAUUUAAAUCAUGACGAGGUCCAGAAUGAUGUGCAAAGAUGCAUAAUUAGACAACUGAAAGACUUCUUCAACGAUGAAAUAAGUGUGAUCGAAGUUGUCAACUGUUUCUGUUCUGAAGAGAGAAAUGAUAUAGACACAUUUUUGAAUAUGUAUGAACGUGUUCAGGAGAAAAGGAAGAAGAAAGGACACCAUAAAAUCACCAAGAGUAAUGGUCAAAAAGGAAAUCACAAUUUCAUGAUUACAAAAAGGAAUAAUAGGAAGAAUAGAUAUUUGAGAAAAAAAACAUAUUUCUUUGUAGGAUCUAAAAGAGGAAUAAUCAUAAUCAUAGAUCUUUUAAGACCUCACAAAGUAAUACAUUUGGAGAAAAUCUGCACUUAUAGCAUUGUUUCUAUUUUUUCUUUUCAAAGCAGUAUAUUAAUAUUAAGCAGUUCCGGAAUUUUAUAUUUUCUCAAAGUUCCCAAUUUUGUCCUACAUAAAGCGGUAGACAUUCUGAAUCUUGGGAGACGAGGUCCUGUGUCGACUAAGGCAGGAGGUACUUCUUUGUCGUCUGUCCUUUUAAAAAAUGAUUCCUUAUAUGCUUUUAGACAAAAUUCGGAAAGUAAAAAUAGCUUCUUUGUGAAGAAUAAAGUGUCUAUGUCUGAAUGGGAGAACAAAGUGAGGAGCGAUACCACCAUGGCAUGUUUCUGUAAUGAUCAAAUGAGAAGACUCUUUCCUGGAUCAAUUUCAUCUUAUGUCGACAAAAAUAAAAACUGUUCAGAUGUGGAGAAAAAUAAAAACUGUUCAGAUGUGGAGAAAAAUAAAAACUGUGCACAUGUGGAGAAAAAUAAAAACUGUUCAGAUGUGGAGAAAAGACAUGUAACAGUAUGCGCUUCUUGCUUGUUAGAUAUUUACACUCUCGUACUAGGAACUUCAAAUGAUGAUAUGAUUUUUUACAAUUUGUUUUCCAAUGAGAUAUGUUAUAUUUACACAGGAAGGCACAAGAUUAACUGUUUUUUGCUUGAAAGGAAUCACAUCAUUUAUACUGUGCAGAACUGUAUAUACAAAUUGAGCAUAAUUAAUUAUAAUAUUCCUGUUAAGAUAUUGACUCUAGGUAAGAUUCGCAUUUCUUCUUUUUUAUUUUACUCUAGUGAUGUACUAAUAUGUGGAACGUUGAAGGGUUGUUUGUAUUUUUUCAGCAUUUCAAACGAAAGUGCAAAAGUGAUUAAUAAGGUUGAGAGGAAGGAUUUUAUGCACAUAGGUUUAAAACGGUUAGAUGGGAUGGGUUCAUACCAGGAAAGAGAAAAUAAACAAAAAGGGAUAGUAGGGAAAUAUGAACAUAAUAAUGAAGUUAUAUGUUUAUUAUACAAAAAAGUGUACAACAAUAAUGCAUCUAUCAGAAAAUGGUACAAUUUGAGGGAAGAUGAACCAUCGAAUCAGGAAGAUAAGAUUGUGUGUCUAAUUUUAAAUAAGUCUAAGAAUAUUUUGUUAUGUGCAUGUGAAAAAUGCCUAUUUUUAUUUAGAAUACAAGUAGGAGGUAACGAAAAGAUCCAUUUGAAAUAUUUAAGGUCUCUUCAUUUUGCGAAUAUCAUUGUGGAUGUAAAUUUGAUAAAAAAUUAUGAUAAUUUGUUUUAUGUAUCGACGAGAGAUGUUAUUACGAAAAAAAGUGGUGUCAAUAAUUUCUACAACAUCUAUCAUUUGUGCUCGUUUAACUGUACCAAAAAUAGAAGAUACAAAAUGAACACUAUCUAUAAAAAGGUCUUGUUAGAGAAUAUAUGGCAUUAUCCAUUUCUUUACAAUCAUGAAGAACAACUUGAUUUAUUAAAAAAUAAAUUCGUAUGUCUUCUUAACCGAUCUGUCUUUGUAGUGUAUUCAUACAGCUACCCUGUUAGGAAGUCUUGCACAUGGUUUUGCACUUCAAUUUGCAGUUCGAUUUGCACUUCAAUUUGCACUAGACCUUAUACGUGUUCCUCGAAACGUGAUCUCAGAAAUUAUCGAAAAGGAGAUAAGAAAAAAAUUCAAUCUGGAAAAGCUAUCAACUUGGGGAAUUUAAAGUCAGAGGAAAAGAAUGAAGCGAGUGAAGAAGUUUCUCGCCUUUCAUGCAGAAAUGAUUACACGUAUGUUGACAAUUUUGUGAAAAGCGGGAAAGCGAAGCUCGAAUGUAACAAAUAUGUGAGCAGUACAUACUUGUCUGAGCAGAACGAAUCAAUUAUGACGAAAGAGGGAAGAAAAAAAAAAAAAAAAAAAAAAAAAAAAAAAGAUGAAUUGAAAGAAGUAGCAAAGGUAGAGGUCUCUUGUAAAUUGGCUCAUAAGAUAAAAGAGUCUAACACAAAGUCUCCGAUGCUGAUCGAGUCUAACACAAAGUCUCCCAUGCUGAUCGAGUCUAACACAAAGUCUCCCAUGCUGAUCGAGUCUAACACAAAGUCUCCCAUACUGAUCGAGUCCAAUACAGAAUCGCACACAAUGGACGCUUUUAAUAGGAAAAAAAGUUGGAACAUCCACCAGCACAGCAAGGUUUUGAAAUCAAAAGAUAAAAAAAAGGUAAAGAAAGAGUAUCCCCAAAUGUUGAACGAAGAUAAGGAUUCAAUGCAGGAAAAACAAACGGACAUUAUGGAGGGAAAAAAAAAGGACUACAAAAAGUACAAAUUGUUGAGUACCAUUUUGCAAAAAAGGGCCAACAGGGAAUUUGGGAGGAACUAUUUUUGUCACGAAUAG
Messenger RNA from Plasmodium gonderi, 3945 nucleotides. RefSeq lists its product as hypothetical. Gene Ontology annotation, molecular function: protein binding. The record is from RefSeq and is a predicted model, not a curated record. The transcript has 2 exons. NCBI's taxonomy places the organism in Eukaryota, Apicomplexa, Aconoidasida, Haemosporida, Plasmodiidae. Bases 1 to 3945 code for a protein of 1314 amino acids.